Messenger RNA from Harmonia axyridis, 3040 nucleotides. RefSeq names its product 3-hydroxy-3-methylglutaryl-coenzyme A reductase-like. Gene Ontology annotation, biological process: isoprenoid biosynthetic process; sterol biosynthetic process; coenzyme A metabolic process. The transcript has 12 exons. Gene Ontology annotation, molecular function: hydroxymethylglutaryl-CoA reductase (NADPH) activity; protein binding; NADP binding. NCBI's taxonomy places the organism in Eukaryota, Metazoa, Arthropoda, Insecta, Coleoptera, Coccinellidae. Gene Ontology annotation, cellular component: peroxisomal membrane; endoplasmic reticulum membrane. Bases 281 to 2914 code for a protein of 877 amino acids. The record is from RefSeq and is a predicted model, not a curated record.
CACACUCCGAAGUCUCAAUUCAGUAGUUGCCUUCGAUACCUAGACUAUACUAGCUAGGUGGGUCCCUGUUCGAGGUGAUCAUAGCGCGUGUUUUAGUGGUUAGUGUUACGUAGUAAGAUACCAUCAAAUCACAGUUGUCAAAAUAUUUAUUAGCCGAUAAAUGCGAUUCGCAAGUUCAAUUAAACCAAUGUGCACAUAUAAAACAGAAGACUGAAAGACGACAAACUUAGUGUUUUCAUUUUCUGUGACUGCAUCUCCCAAAUCAAAACAAGAAUACAAAAUGACUAGUCGGAUUUUUCGCAUACAUGGUAACUUUUGCACUUCUCACCCUUGGGAAGUAAUAGUAGCUACCCUAACUCUCACUGCCUGUAUGAUGACUGUGGAUUAUCAAUAUCAAGCACCACCACCAAAACCUACUGUAAGAUCAUGUGGAGACUGCAUAGAAGAGGCUGAAUACCAUGCUGCCGAUCUGAUAACGAUGACCCUCAUAAGAAGUCUAGCGAUACUUUUCGGAUAUUAUCAAUUCAAUCGAUUACGAAAAUUAGAUAACAAAUACAUUUUGGGUAUAACAGGACUCUUCACUGUAUUCUCCAGCUUUAUAUUCACCUCUGCUGCUAUCAAUCUACUAGGUAUUCGUGUUAGCGAAUUGAAGGAUGCAAUUUUUUUCUUCCUUCUCCUUAUCGAUUUACCGAAAGCAGUCAUGUUAGCUCGUUUAGCUCUGAAUGCUUCCAAUCAAGAAGAAGUCAAGACGAACAUUGCAAGGGGUAUGUCGGUUGUUGGACCCACCUUAACUUUGGAUGCAAUCGUAGAAACACUAGUUAUUGGUGUUGGAACUUUAUCCGGUGUUCACCGCUUGGAAAAAUUGUCCUACUUUGCCUGCAUCUCAGUUUUAGUGAAUUAUGUUAUUUUUAUGACUUUUUACCCAGCUUGCCUGUCGCUAAUACUAGAGUAUUUUCAGUUGUCCCGCACUGCCAAUUCUUAUGCUAGACGGGGAUCAGCACUGAUAGCCAGAAUUCUCAAAGAAGAAGAUCAUAGGUUCAAUCCUGUUGUUCAGAGGGUCAAGGUCAUAAUGACUGCUGGUCUAAUGAUGGUUCAUGUACACAGCCGGUGGUCUUUGAGGGAUUACGAAAAUCGAACACCGAAUGUAAUUGAAGAUCACAUCGCUUUCAAUGGUACUGAAGAAGCAACAGCUGUUCAUGGACAAAUCAUGAAAUGGAUGGCUCUUGGAGCUGACCAAAUCGUGAUUCUGAUCCUUUUGCUGGCCCUCAUCAUAAAAUUCGUGUUCUUCGAGGACAAACAAGAACUAACAGAACAGUUGCUCACUACUGAAAUAGUGGAGAGAAGAACUGAAAUGCCAAAGAAAGAUAGUAGAAGGAGAAUCCACAGAAGUUUCUCUCUGAUUUCAACAAAUAGUUCGUCCUCUGGUCAAGCUUCUUCAGGAGAUGAUGAAGACAAAGAUUCCAACAAGGUGGACAAAGAAAUUCAAACUGAUUGUUUCCCAGAAAUAUCGGAUGUUGAAAGUUCAUCUCCUGAAGAUGACAGAAUGGGCGAAACGUGCCGCAGUAUAGAGGAAUGUCUGAGCAUUUAUAACGACACAGACUUAGGAGCAUCAUUCCUGAGGGACGAGGAGGUCAUUAUGUUAGUAGAUAAUAAGCACAUACCUGCUUAUCAACUUGAAAAAGCUGUAGAAGAUGCAGAACGUGGUGUUGGUAUCAGAAGAAGAAUCUUAGGGUCACAAGCUAAAGUCACCAAGGCUCUAAUAAACCUCCCAUAUAAGAACUACAAUUAUGAACAGGUGAUGGGAGCUUGUUGUGAGAACGUAAUAGGAUAUCUACCAAUCCCUGUUGGCUACGCUGGACCUCUAAUUCUCGACUCAAAAGAGUUUUAUGUUCCAAUGGCCACCACCGAGGGUUGCCUGGUGGCGAGUACGAAUAGGGGUUGUCGCGCCCUUAUGAAGUGUGGAGUAACCAGUAGCGUGGUGGGAGAUGGUAUGACAAGGGGCCCCGUUGUUAGAUUCCCCUCGAUCAAGAAGGCUAGUGAAGCGAUGAAAUGGAUGCAAACACCAGCAAAUUUCGAAGUGAUGAAAAAAAAUUUCGAUUCCACCAGCAGAUUCGCUAGAUUGGAUAAGAUACUGGUCAAAAUAGCGGGAAGAUAUCUGUUUAUUAGAUUUGUAGCUAGAACUGGAGACGCUAUGGGAAUGAACAUGAUUUCAAAAGGUACAGAGAUAUCCCUUAAAGGAGUACAGGAGAUCUUCCCUGAGAUGGAGAUCUUAAGUCUUUCUGGAAAUUUCUGUACAGAUAAGAAGCCUGCAGCUGUAAAUUGGAUCGAAGGCCGUGGUAAAUCUGUCGUGUGUGAAGCAGUAGUGCCGGCAAAAGUAGUUUCCUCAAUCCUAAAGACAAAUGUGCACACAUUGGUAGACGUGAACAAUUCGAAAAAUAUGAUUGGAUCAGCCAUGGCAGGAAGUAUAGGUGGUUUCAAUGCGCAUGCAGCCAACAUAGUUACAGCAGUAUUCAUAGCAACAGGUCAAGAUCCUGCACAAAAUGUCAGCAGCAGCAACUGUAUGACUCUUAUGGAACCUUGGGGGUCAGAUGGAGAAGACUUGUAUAUAUCUUGUACGAUGCCAUCUAUAGAAAUUGGCACAAUUGGAGGUGGAACCGUUUUACAAGCCCAAGGGGCUUGUCUGGACAUGUUGGGGGUGAAGGGUGCUAAUGUUGAAAAACCAGGAGAGAAUGCCAGUCAACUAGCUAGAAUUGUAUGUGCUACAGUAUUAGCUGGCGAACUAUCUUUAAUGUCUGCAUUAGCCGCCGGUCAUUUGGUGAAAAGCCAUCUGAGACACAAUAGAUCAAGAACAGUACUGCCAACUGAAAUCAGUCCACAAUUAUUAUUACCUCCAUGUAUUGACAAUAAUAUUUAAAGUGAUUCUAGAAUAAUUAGCUUUAAUAUUUAAUAAUUAUAAGGAGGUUCAGUGAACUUCGAUUUGUUAAGUUUGUUACUAAUAUUUGUACAUAUUCUUCUCCAAUAUAUACUUCUACAAAACCAA